AAGCAAAACAUCUCGUGGAAAAUGUGCUACUAUGUUGGCUACAAAUUAGUGUAAAUACGAGCCACAACAAGUGAAAAAUACAAACACAUCACAAACGAACCACCUUAGUCGUAUCCUAUCAAGUACAAACACCAGGCUACACUUGAUCUACAGUUUCAUGGAGUCACCGAUCGCGAUCGUAAAGGAUGAAGAAAGAACUACGCUCCUGCACGGCGUGCGGUGAACCGAUAUCGGACAAGUUCCUGCUGGAUGUCGGCGGCUGCUCGUGGCAUUCGGCCUGCCUCAGAUGCUGCAUCUGCCACACGCCGCUCGAUCAGCAGCCAUCCUGCUACGUGCGCGACCGGCAGAUCUACUGCAAAACGGAUUACGCCAAGACAUUCGGGACGAAGUGUGCGCGGUGUAGCCGGACGAUCAGUGCCACCGAUUGGGUACGCCGGGCUCGCGAUCUUAUCUUUCACCUAGCCUGCUUUGCCUGUGAUAGCUGUGGGCGCCAGUUGUCCACCGGCGAACAGUUCGCCCUCGUAGACGAUAAGGUACUGUGCAAGACGCACUACUCGGAGAUGUUCGACUGCGGCACCUCGAGCGAUGAUGGAUGUGAGGCGGAUGGCUACCAAAAGAACAGUAAAACCAAACGCGUCCGGACGACGUUCACCGAGGAGCAGCUGCAGAUCCUGCAGGCUAACUUCAACAUCGACAGCAACCCGGAUGGGCAGGAUCUGGAGCGGAUAGCAUCGGUAACUGGGCUCAGUAAGCGAGUGACGCAGGUGUGGUUCCAGAACUCGCGUGCCCGCCAGAAGAAACAUGUUCAAGUUCCUAGGGACGGUGAGAUGAAUCCGUUCGCGAGACACAUCAACCUGCAGCUCUCCUACACCUUCCAACAGUCGAACGUGAUGCACAGUCCGCUGCAUCUAGGGCCAGGUGGGGCUCCGUACGGUCCCGGUGGCCACUUCGGUGGCCAUCACAAUAGCAACAACAACAAUAACAACACUAGUAAUAUCAACAACAACCACUCGUCUAAAUCAUCGAUCUACAGUACGCAUGAUUCCUCUCUGGACGAACUAUCGGAGGAUUCGGCCAUCCACUGCAUGCAAAGUGAAGCCUGAUAAACAAGGGAGCGAUCCCCAAAUCGUCGUGUUGUUGAACAGUAUUAACUUAUUGAAUCGCUGGUGCAUCCUGGAGGUUGUUUUGAGAUGUUUUGUUUUAAGUUUUUUGCAUAAGGUUUCAAAGGCCGUUACACCCCCACCCCCGGUUCGGAGGGAGUGCCACCCUCCAUCAUUGAUCAUCCCCAGUAAAAGGUAUAGCCGUGGCCUUAUGUUGUAUUGACAGAGAGCGCAGAAAUCGUUUCAAACGUAGUACUAGAAAAAUUAACGAAAUAAAGGAAAUUAUUUAUUUAACACAACUCA
Messenger RNA from Anopheles darlingi, 1403 nucleotides. RefSeq names its product LIM/homeobox protein Awh-like. Gene Ontology annotation, molecular function: DNA-binding transcription factor activity, RNA polymerase II-specific; RNA polymerase II transcription regulatory region sequence-specific DNA binding. Gene Ontology annotation, cellular component: nucleus. Lineage: Eukaryota; Metazoa; Arthropoda; Insecta; Diptera; Culicidae. The record is from RefSeq and is a predicted model, not a curated record. Bases 186 to 1103 code for a protein of 305 amino acids. Gene Ontology annotation, biological process: regulation of transcription by RNA polymerase II; neuron differentiation. The transcript is spliced from 6 exons.